AUGGAGCAAAUUAAUUCGAAUAGUGGGAAAAAAAAGCAGCAAUUGGAAGUAUUCAAACAAUUUGCGAGUGUGUUAACAAAAGAGGGCACACCUGUCAGUAUUGCUAAUGAUAAGUCUGAACGAACCACAGUGAACUACAAUAACUUUGAAAUAGCAAGUAGGAAACCCAGGAUGGACAAAGUUACAGGAGAACCAAUUCUAACAUAUGAUGAUUUCAUUGAAUUGAUAUCUAGCUCAAAGAGUAUAUACCCGAAGUUCACAGACCAUUCAUUUAAUUUGAAUCAAGUACCUAAAAACGCGUUUGGAUGUAUUUUCUUUGCUAUUGACGAACAAAAUAAAGGAUAUUUGACACUUAACGAUUGGUUUUACUUCAACAAUUUAUUAGAAUACGAUAAUUAUCAUCUUAUCAUUCUCUAUGAAUUCUUUAGAAAAUUUGAUGUAGAGAACAUCAAAGCAAAACAGAAGAGAAAGUUUGGUAAUUCCUCUUUCAGUUUAAAGGCGGCAGAUGACAGGAUCAAGUCAAUCAAUUAUGGAAAUAGAUUCUUAAGUUUCGAUGAGCUUCUUUUAAAUCUUGACCAGUUCAAAGAUACCAUUCGACUGCUGCAUGAGUCGAUUGACGAUGAUUUUGUUAAGGAAAACAAUUUGCUACUCGACUGGGAAAACUUCCGAUUUUUGAAGUUCUAUAAAUGUUAUCAUGAAAAUGAAGCAUUCUUAAGUUUAAAUUCCCUAGUAACGAUUUUACAGAACGAUCUGAAAAACGAAAAAAUAUUUAUAGGAUUUGAUAGAUUAGCACAAAUGGACUCCCAAGGACAUCGUUUAGCUUUAAGCAAAAAUCAGCUCAUAUAUCUUCUGAGAUUGUUUUAUUCUCAUAGAGUUUCUGCGGAUAUUUUCUCCUCUUUGAAUUUGUCAAAUACGAAAUUAUUAAAAGCAGAUAAUAAUUCCAUACCAUACAAUGUGUUCAAGGAUGUGUUUUAUUUAUUUCAAAAUUUCGAUUUACUGAAUCAAAUAUUGCACAAAUAUGUUACUGAAAACAAUUUAACCGAGCAAGAUAUUAGAGAACAGAUAAUUACGAAAAGGGACUUUAUGACAGUUUUGAAUGCCCAGUAUAGCAAGGUAAACAACAUCGUUGAGUUUUCCCCAUCCCAGAUCAACUUGUUAUUUUCUAUCGUUGCAAAUUCAAAGGAAAACAGAAGAUUAAGGAAGAAAAGUAAGCGAGACAACGAGCUUCUUAACGACCAUCAUUACGAUUCAGAUAUUGAUUUUUUCAUUCACAACGAAUAUUUACAUGGAGUAAGCAAAUCAAGAAAAAACUUGCAAAGUUUUAAUGACUACUACCACGAUCUGUCAGAUGGCUUUUCCCAGGACUCUGGGGUCAAAAAAGCUUCUAAAGCAAGUACUGGUCUAUUUGAAUCGGUAUUCGGAGGAAAAAGGGAUAAAGCAACUAUGCGCUCUGAUUUAACGAUUGAAGAUUUCAUGAAAAUUUUGAAUCCAAAUUACUUGAACGACUUAGUUCACCAAAUGGAAUUGCGAAAAAAUCAAAACGAAUCACUUUAUGUUAACUAUUAUUUUUAUCCAAUUUUCGAUUCGUUAUACAAUUUUUCUUUGGGCUCCAUUGCAGGCUGCAUCGGGGCAACUAUAGUAUAUCCAAUAGACUUCGUAAAAACAAGAAUGCAAGCUCAAAGAUCAUUAUCCCAAUACAAAAACUCAAUUGACUGUCUUUUAAAGAUUGUAUCUCGUGAAGGAAUAAAAGGCCUUUACUCUGGUCUUGGACCUCAAUUGAUUGGGGUGGCUCCUGAAAAAGCGAUUAAGUUGACCGUCAAUGACUUUUUGAGAAACAGGUUGACCGAUAAAAACGGUAGAUUAAGUCUUCUACCUGAAAUUAUAUCAGGUGCUUCGGCAGGCGCAUGCCAAGUUAUAUUCACGAAUCCUUUAGAAAUCGUAAAGAUUAGGUUACAGGUUCAAUCUGAUUAUGUGGGUGAAAACAUACAGCAGGCUAAUGAAACAGCGGUUCAAAUUGUUAGAAAAUUGGGUUUGAAAGGCUUGUAUAGUGGUGUGGCAGCUUGCUUGAUGAGAGAUGUCCCAUUUUCUGCUAUUUAUUUUCCUACUUAUGCACAUUUAAAAAAAGAUCUUUUCGAUUUUGAUCCAAAUGAUAAGACAAAGAGAAAUAGAUUAAAAACGUGGGAACUUUUAACUGCUGGUGCCAUUGCUGGUAUGCCCGCAGCCUUUUUGACCACGCCCUUUGAUGUCAUAAAAACUAGAUUACAAAUAGAUCCACGAAAAGGUGAGACGAGAUACAACGGUAUUCUCCACGCUAUUCGUAUCAUCCUGAAGGAAGAAAGUUUCAAAAGUUUUUUUAAAGGCGGAGGAGCUCGUGUCUUGAGAAGUUCUCCUCAAUUUGGGUUCACAUUGGCCGCUUAUGAACUGUUCAAGGGCUUUAUUCCUUCCCCUGAUGAUAAAAUGAAGUCCAGAGGGAAUAACAAGAAAUUCAUUAUAGGCGACAAUACAGAGAAUAAAAAAAUAACAGCCAAUAAUGAUAAUGAGCUCCCACUGCAGAAGCUCUAUUCCCGUGACAGGAAGCAUGCCAACUAUUACUAUAAAAGCUGUCAAAUUGCCAAAACAUUUAUUGACCUAGACAAUAACUUUUCUAGAUUUGACCCUUCAGUUUACAAGAAGUUUCAAGAGUAUUUAAGAGAUAUUAGUAAAUAG
Messenger RNA from Saccharomyces eubayanus, 2706 nucleotides. RefSeq names its product citrin (gene AGC1). Gene Ontology annotation, molecular function: L-glutamate transmembrane transporter activity; L-aspartate transmembrane transporter activity. Lineage: Eukaryota; Fungi; Ascomycota; Saccharomycetes; Saccharomycetales; Saccharomycetaceae. The coding region runs from base 1 to 2706 and encodes 901 amino acids. Gene Ontology annotation, biological process: aspartate transmembrane transport; malate-aspartate shuttle; L-glutamate transmembrane transport. The transcript has a single exon. The record is from RefSeq and is a predicted model, not a curated record.